GAAGCAAAUCAAGCAAUAUUAGUUAAUUUGAAAUACCCGGCGCAACAAACGCAGCUGCAUGUGGUUGCUCUCUUACUCCACCUUAUUUGGCCGCCUAAAUGGGGAAUUGCUUGAUGAGAAGCAAUAGCAGGGUUUCUGCACAAGAUCAUGAGAAGCAUGAUGAGCCAGCCGAGAAGGAAGCAGAAGUGAUACAGCAGACAGUUACUCCAAUGUCGUCGGAGAAGAAGAAGAAGAAGACGGUGAGGUUUAAUUUACAAGAAGAUGAAGAUGAUGGUGGUAGAGGAAUAAAGACUGGUUCGCAUGAUGAGUCUAAAAGUGGAGCUGUGAGGAUUAGACUGGUGGUGACUCAAGAAGAGUUGAAACAAUUACUGGAUUACAAGAAUGAUUCGAUUUCAAACCGCUCUUCGGUGGAGCAAUUGUUAAGUUCAUUGAAAUCAAGAUCAGGGAGGAGGGUUUCCACGGAUCAAAAUGGAGCAAGUACAAGUAAUAAUCAAAGUUGGAGACCAGUUUUAGAGAGUAUUUCAGAGGACCAAUGUUGAUGAUUUUGUCUCUCAUUCUCUACUAAUUGUAAAAAUUAGUGUUGAUUAUAUUUGUUGUGGCUACGGUUAGUAUGUUAGUAUGAGUAUGACAAUAUCAUAAUUGUUUUACUUUCAAUUUUUAGUUAGAAUUAACCUCGGGAUGGAAAACUGUUCACUUGAUUCAUUUGUUCGCUCUGCAACUAAAUCAAAUAAAUGUCGAUAGAAAAUCUGAUAUCGACUUGGCAUAGCAAUCACAUAUAUUUGAUGCAAAUUAUUAUCAACAGGUUUUCCAGACGUUUUAAUAAUGCAUAUUGUGAACAUGAGCGUCUAAAUUCAUCCAUCUUGCAUGCUAGCAAUAUACUAUGAAGGUGUGACCAGAGUUGAUAAUAUUUGUAACGUGAAUUCAAUUUCCAACCUUCACCGCACUUCAUUGGAAACAAUAUUUGUUCCACCCAAAAAAAUAUCAAACUGCAGAUAUCAUCUUAUUUGGUUUUUUGUUUUUUCUCUAACAUGUUCGUUUCCAAGAUAUUGGAG
This is a messenger RNA of Fragaria vesca subsp. vesca, 1052 nucleotides long. RefSeq lists its product as uncharacterized. The coding region runs from base 99 to 539 and encodes 146 amino acids. Lineage: Eukaryota; Viridiplantae; Streptophyta; Magnoliopsida; Rosales; Rosaceae. The record is from RefSeq and is a predicted model, not a curated record. The transcript has 2 exons.